This is a messenger RNA of Carassius auratus (goldfish), 1134 nucleotides long. Its product is annotated as fibroin heavy chain-like. The transcript is spliced from 2 exons. The annotation marks the transcript as partial. The record is from RefSeq and is a predicted model, not a curated record. NCBI's taxonomy places the organism in Eukaryota, Metazoa, Chordata, Actinopteri, Cypriniformes, Cyprinidae.
GGACAGGGAAGCGGAGCUGGACAGGGCGCUGGAGCUGGUCAGGGCGCUGGAACUGGUCAGGGAAGUGGACAGGGAAGCGGAGCAGGUCAGGGCGCUGGAGCUGGCCAGGGAAGCGGAGCUGGUCAGGGCGCUGGAGCUGGUCAGGGAAGUGGACAGGGAAGCGGAGCUGGACAGGGAAGUGGCCAGGGCGCUGGAGCUGGUCAGGGAAGCGGGGCUGGUCAGGGCGCUGGGGCUGGUCAGGGAAGCGGAGCUGGUCAGGGAAGCGGAGCUGGACAGGGCGCUGGAGCUGGUCAUGGAGCUGGACAGGGCGCUGGAGCUGGUCAUGGAGCUGGACAGGGCGCUGGAGCUGGACAGGGAAGUGGUCAGGGCGCUGGAGCUGGACAGGGAAGCGGUCAGGGCGCUGGAGCUGGACAGGGAAGCGGUCAGGGCGCUGGAGCUGGACAGGGAAGCGGUCAGGGCGCUGGAGCUGGACAGGGAAGCGGUCAGGGCGCUGGAGCUGGACAGGGAAGCGGAGCUGGACAGGGAAGUGGCCAGGGUACUGGAGCUGGACAGGGAAGUGGUCAGGGUACUGGAGCUGGUCAGGGAAGCGGAGCUGGACAGGGAAGUGGUCAGGGAAGCGGAGCUGGACAGGGAAGUGGCCAGGCAAGCGGAGCUGGUCAGGGAAGCGGGGCUGGUCAGGGCGCUGGAGCUGGUCAGGGAAGCGGGGCUGGACAGGGAAGCGGUCAGGGCGCUGGAGCUGGACAGGGAAGCGGGGCUGGACAGGGAAGCGGUCAGGGCGCUGGAGCUGGACAGGGAAGCGGGGCUGGACAGGGAAGCGGUCAGGGCGCUGGAGCUGGACAGGGAAGCGGAGCUGGACAGGGAAGCGGCCAGGGCGCUGGAGCUGGACAGGGAAGCGGAGCUGGACAGGGAAGCGGUCAGGGCGCUGGAGCUGGACAGGGAAGCGGAGCUGGACAGGGAAGCGGUCAGGGCGCUGGAGCUGGACAGGGAAGCGGAGCUGGACAGGGAAGCGGUCAGGGCGCUGGAGCUGGACAGGGAAGCGGAGCUGGACAGGGAAGCGGUCAGGGCGCUGGAGCUGGACAGGGAAGCGGAGCUGGACAGGGAAGCGGUCAGGGCAAACGUGUGGACGGGGCCUAA